AUGGUCCAUCAACUCGUCGUCGCUGUGUGUGUGGUGUUAGGGCUCGCCUCUCACCAGGUGUGUGCUCAGUGGUCGGGUAUGGGCCAAGGUCAAGGACAAGGUCAGUUAGGAGGAUGGAACAGCGGUGCGUGGAACAUGGGCCAGGGUCAAGGUCAAGGAUUUGGUCAAGGUCUUGGUCAAGGCCAAAGUCAGUUUGGAGGAUGGGGCGGUGCUUUGGGCAUGGGACAAGGAGGAGGAUGGGGACAAGCGUCACCAGCUGGUUUAGGAAUGGGAGGCAUGUUCCAACAGGAACCUAACCAGUAUCAGACCUGCAUCGCCAAGAACUCAAAUGGGGACGAGAUGAGAGUCACCUUCAGCAGCAGCAACAACAACCCUAUGUUUGGAAACCGAUUUGGCAACGCCUUGCGUCUCACUGCUCGCAUCUCCUCCAACCAAGCUGCAACUCUCCAAGGUCAAUUCCAGUUGGUCGUCACUGAAUUCUCCCGCACCGAGGAGGUGUGUUCCAGCCGUGCUCUCGGCGACAUCCUGACCGACCGUACCUGGUGGAGCCAGUCCCGUACACCCCGCGGCAUCGUGGGCACCCCCGUCACCAUCAACCAGGGACAGACCGCCACCUCCUCUGAGACCGUGGAGAACCUGGCCUUCGAGGAGCUGACCGGCCGUGGACUGGCUCUGUGUCCCUCUCACCAGAUCUCUGGCUCCACCUGCAUGGACGUCAUCCCUCUGUGCUGCAAGAUCGGCUUCGACAGUCAGCCUGCCACCACACCAUUCACCGCCCAGAACCAGCUCUUCGGCCAGGGACUUCUCGGCAUGCAGAACCCAGGUAGCAACAACGGUUUGGGAGGCGGUUUCGGCCAGAGGAUGCCCGGCGGGAUGGGAGGUGGUUUCAAUGGAGGACUCGGUGGUGGGAUGAACCUUGGAAUGGGUGGUGGUCUUAAUGGCGGCGGCUUGGCCGGACCUCAAGGUAGAAACCAGGGAUUUCCGGCUGGCGGCCAGGGCAUGGGACAGGGCAACGCCGGACCUCAAGGUCUGAACAACGGUCUCAACAACGCAGGUACCGGGAACAUGGGCGGUCUCACCUUCCAGAGCGUGUAG
Haliotis rufescens (red abalone) is the source of this 1095-nucleotide messenger RNA. RefSeq lists its product as uncharacterized. The transcript has a single exon. The record is from RefSeq and is a predicted model, not a curated record. The coding region runs from base 1 to 1095 and encodes 364 amino acids. Lineage: Eukaryota; Metazoa; Mollusca; Gastropoda; Lepetellida; Haliotidae.